Messenger RNA from Pteropus alecto (black flying fox), 2589 nucleotides. RefSeq names its product BEN domain containing 2 (gene BEND2). Gene Ontology annotation, molecular function: DNA binding. The record is from RefSeq and is a predicted model, not a curated record. NCBI's taxonomy places the organism in Eukaryota, Metazoa, Chordata, Mammalia, Chiroptera, Pteropodidae.
AUGCAGGGGUCAUGGAAUACCGAAAUAUGUGAGGACCUCGAUUAUAUCGUUGUAACUAUUGACGAUGACAGUGAUAACAACAAUGAUGAGGAGGAUGAUGACGUUGUGAUAAUAGAAGAUUCUGAAACAGAGUCUACUGAGAACACAGAUUCCACUGAUAGCAUGGUGACCACACAACCAGAUUUUCAAGGCGGCACUGAUAACUAUCAGCCACCAUACCAAAUGUCAUAUGGAGUUGAAGGUUUAGCAGAGCUAAGUAACCAACCAGUUUCACAAAUGAACCAUCCAGCAAAUUUAAAAACAUGUAACCCCAACUCAGCAGAAGUGGAGUUUAUCCCACCGUGCAAAAACAGACAAUCCUCUGAUUCGAAAGAAGAUGAUAUGGGAAAUGCAUCUGACAUUUUCUCUGGUGAAGAUCAUCGAAACCAACUUAUGAAACUCCAACGCUCUUGUGAGGGAAAUUGUAGCCCAUCUUUACCAGUGCAAAGGCAGGAAAACCAUGCCUCCUGGACCAACCCUGUAGGAACGUCUCUUCAGUCAGCAGUACUCCCUGAACUGCAGCAGCCAGUCCUCAGGGAGAGUCUACCACUUUCCAAAACUGUCCCCACAUAUUCAUUACAGCUCACUAGACAGUCUAUUUUCUGGUCUUGCUAUCCUAUCUGCUUUUGCAGCAAAGGUGCCAAAAGUACCAGCAGUGUUAUCUCAUCUUCUCAGGCUUCCCAACAGCAGUUCUGCUACAAUGAGAAUCCAGCAGUUGUGCCACGAGGAGAAUCCAGUUUGGCAAACACCCCUGAGAUGAUGAACUACUCAACUUCGAUGGAAAAUAACAGCAUGAGCCCAGACGCUGCCUCGCCAUCUCUCUGUAACCCUCCCAAUUUUGAAAUGCCAGAAAGAGCAGGAAUCAGCCUUGAAAACAGAGAGUCAAUGUAUUACACAACUUUAUUGGGAAAUGACAGUGGUCAAGAAACUGCCUCUUCAUCUGUGUUCAUCCUUCCCCAUUUUAAUGAGUUAGAAAUGAUACAUAUCCCAAAUAUGCUAGAAAUAGCAGAAAUCAGUCUGGAAAACAACCCUGAGACAAUGAAUAACCCAGCUUCACUGGGAAAUGAUGGAGACCAAUGUUCUUCCUCUUUAUGUGUCUGCCUCACACCCAAUUUUGAAACGCAGUCAAAAGGAGAAACCAUCCCGGAAGACAGCUCUCAGAUAAUGUAUUAUCCAGCUUUAUUUGGAAAUAACAGUAGCCCAUCUGUUGCCUCUUCGACUCUCUCCAUCCCACCCAAUUUUGGAAUGGUGGUCAGAGCAGGAACCAACCUGGACAACAACAUUCAGAUGAUGAAUAACCCACCUCCCAUGGAAAAUGACAGUGAUCGAAAUGCUCCAUGUUUCUUCAUCCCUGCUGAUUGUGACUCUAGCACAGAAAUGCAGCCUGAAACCAUUCUUCACACAACUUCAGUGGAAAAUGGCAGUGACCAAGAUAAUGCUAACGCAUCUUUCUUCCUCACUGCUGGUUUUGCACUUUUACCUAUAGAAAUAUUGGUAAAAGCAGAAAACAACAUGGGCAACAGCCGUGAAACAGUGACUCACCCAACUGUAGUGGAAAACAACAAUAGCCAGAGUUCUUCAUCAUCUACCAGCUUCCCUACCAAUUCCGGAUUUCUUGGCAAUCCGGAAAGAAAUGUCAGGAUUCUUAAUUUGCAUUUGAUGGUUGCACAAAGGAAGGCCGAACCUAAGCAUGCAGCCCGUUACUUGGCUCGCAUUUUAUUCUCCAAGGAAGUCCUGCUUUGCGGUUCAGUAGGUGUCAAUUCUCGCGUACCAAACCCUAGUGGCCGCCAACCCCUAGAUCCAAACAAAAUGGCUGCAAUGAGAGAGUAUCUGGCAACAGCUUUUCCCAACCAUGAUUUGCGUGAAUGUGGAAGAGACUGGAAAACCUGUAUUUCCUAUAUCAAUUCUCUGAUCCGCUAUGUAUGCUCUGACUCCAAAAGAACAUCACAGAGAACUGUUGCCCACAAUAAAGUCCCUACCAACACCAAUACACUAGCGUCUGCAGAUUUGAAUGAUAAAAGGGAUGGUGAUGGCGGCGAAAGCAGUUACCAGUUAUCUCAGCAAGCAGCUGCCUCAAAAACAGGAGCAAGUGGUACUUUUCAGCAGAACAGCAGUGCUUUCUUUGAAAGAUUUACACAACGUUCCACUGAUGCUUCAGCAGUACCUUUUGAAACAGUUUACUAUCUUGGAAAUCCACGUAGAAAUAUACCGAUACCAUACUCAGUCCUGACCAUAGCGAAAGCAAAGUGUCGCCCAGAGCUGUCAGCCAGAUACCUUGUUCGCAAAAUGUUCGCAGAGGAAGUCCUGAUAAAAAGUAGCAUCCAGGGAAAUCCGGCGCGUGGCGUAUGUGCCCUUAGCUUGAAUCAGAUGAAUGCUCUCCGAGAAUUUCUCCAGGAGAACUACCCGAAUUGUGACCUAACAGAAUCUGGAUAUGACUGGAAGUUGUGUAUGACGGCUAUCAAUAGUUGUAUCCGUAGCAUUCGAUAUGAAUUCAAUAAGUCUACAUCCAGAUCAGAGCCACUUCCAGGAAUGACACAUUCAGCGAAGUAG